GUGCCACCGACGAAAUCUAUCGACUCCGCCAUGGACGACAUGGACGACAGCCUGGCGCGCGCGGCCGACUACCUCGACGACAAGCUGCAGACGGCCGGCGACCUCGACUCGCUUGCCGCGCUGCUGGCGAACAUCCACGCCCAGCACGGCCUCCUCAAGCAGCAGCUCCACGAUGCCCAGCGCGACCUCCACGAGGCCAAGCAGGCCGCCCACCACCACCAGCGCGCCCUGCAGGACCGCGCCCGUGCCUUUCGCGGCGAGCAAGCCGACAUUGACCGCCGUCUGGUGCUCAUCACCGCCUCCGAGACCAGCGACGAUGCCGUGCCGAGCUUCGAAGCCGUGCUGGAUACCCUGCAGCGCCUGGACGUGGCCAACGCCUACGUCGAGCUGCUGCGGGACGUCGACGUGCUGGGCCAGGAAGCCCAGUCGCAGCUGCAGACGUCCAAUGACGCUGCUCUCGGUCCCUACAAGCAGCUACGCUCCCUCCACACGCGCCUGCUCCGCCUGCAAGACGACGCCGAGGGCGCUGCUCCGCAAUUGCUUCACCAUGUCGAUAAGCUCACCCAGGCUCUGCGGUCCAAGAUCCUAGACGCCUUCUCGUCCGACCUCGACAAGGCGCUCAAGCAGAUAAAAUGGCCCACUCCAAAAGCGACCGUCCCCGCUCAGCUCCAGGACGCGUGGGAGAGCGCUAUAUCGAAGCUCCUGGACCUGCAGAUGCCCGAAUUAGAAGGCUUCGAGUACGCACAGGGGUCCGCAAGCAAGGCAAGGCUCCCCGCAGUCCUAUUCCCGUUCGAGGUGCUGGUGCAGCCUCUAGAGAUGCGCUUCCGAUAUCACUUCGAGGGCGACAAGCCUACGAACCGCAUUGAUCGGCCUGAAUACUUCCUCUCGCACGUGUCCACCCUUUUGAACGACUACAGCGGAUUCAUGACCGACUACGUGCAACCCACCCUGCUGAGACACUUCCGAGGGACCCAUCUCGCCCUGACUCCCGUCUACAUUGACGCAACGGCUGCUUUCAUCACCGCUCUGCUGCCCAUGCUGAGGUCGAAGAUUAGCUCUCUGCUUCCGAAAGUGGCUGGCCAGCCCCAGCUUCUCAGCCACCUUAUGCACGAGGUCAUGAGCUUUGACACCACUAUUAGAGAUGUAUGGGGAUACGACGGCGGUUAUGGCCUUGAAGGGUGGAAGGGCCUGUCGUGGGAAUUUCUAGUUCAGGAAGACUGGUUUGGGCGGUGGCUGCAGGUUGAGAAAGAUUUUGCAUUAGCCCGCUAUCAAAGCAUUGUCGAGUCUCCUGAUUUUGGUGAUCUGGACUACGAGAGCGUCGAUCCAAAAGCCACAAAGCCCACCAAGGGAGCGAUCCGCGUGAACGACUUGCUCGAAACAAUCACAGAUCGAUACAGGCCCCUGACUUCCUUUUCGCAAAAACUGCGCUUCUUGAUCGACAUUCAGAUUGCCAUUUUUGACAAACUUCACGAGCGACUACAGAGCAACUUGGAAGCCUAUCUUUCCAUGACCACCUCGCUGGGUCGUGCUGUCGGAGGGGUGACCAAGGAAGAACAGGAGCGGCUGCUUGGCGUGGAAGGACUCGAGCGUCUUUGCAAGACCUACGGUAGUGCAGACUACCUUGAAAAGGCAAUGCGGGAUUGGAGCGACGACGUGUUCUUCUUAGACAUCUGGGAGGAGCUGCAAGAGCGCGCUCGCCAAGCCAAUAACAUCGGCACCAUGUCCGUUGCAGAUGUCGCUGAGCGCACGUCAAAAACGGUAGGAGGGGACCGCGAUGGUGGCGCGCUCUUCGAUGAAACGGCUGGCCACUACACGCGCCUCCGCAUCCGCAGCGAAAAGAUCAUAACGGACACGCUAAACAAUAAUGUGCGAGAGGCGCUGCGGCCUUAUCGACACAUUAACCCCUGGGCCACCCUUACCGGUCCCUCAGCCUCAGCAAACGCCAGUCUCUCGCCAACUGCAGAGCUGGAUCCACUCCUCACACACCUGACCAGUACACUGGGCUUUCUGUCCCGCGCUCUAGCUCCCGCGCCACUACGCCGCAUCGCCAGAGGAGUGCUCGCCACAACUUCUCAUACGAUUUUUGACAAUGUACUCAGCCGUCAUCGGUUUUCGACUGCGGGCGCGGCGCAACUAUCAGCUGAUCUUGCCGCCAUCUGUCGAGUUGUUGACAAGGCGGUGGGUCCCGGUGUCGCUGAAUCCGGGUUGAGGAAGUGCCUCGAAGGUGCACAACUCGUUGGAUUACCUGUCAAGGGUGGCAAAUCUCAAGUAAAGUCCUCGUCAGCGGAGGAAGAGGGUGGCGAGGCCUGGGAUGCUUGGGGUGCAGAGGAUAAUGAGGCGGCGCCGCAACAAGGAGAGGGUGGUGAUACAACGGCUGCGGAUGAGGAACUCGGAUUGUGGGAGGUGGAGAAGCGACUCUUCGCCGAUAACCAGGCUGCUAGAGAAGUGCUUGAGGAGCUGGGUAUGGAAAUGCUCAGCGAAACGGAAGCCAGGGCUGUGCUAGGCCGGCGAGUUGAGCUUGCGGGAUAGACAUCGUUCGAUUCUUGUGCCACCAUAGCUGCAUCUCAACCACAGCCGCCGCCUGUCUAACCGAGAUCAUGCUGUCCUACUUACUUAACGAGCGCCAACGGGGAAGCUAGACGUAAGCAACGGGUCCUCACACACAUGUGCCUGCAUCAUUCACAAGCAUAGCC
This is a messenger RNA of Trematosphaeria pertusa, 2693 nucleotides long. RefSeq names its product RINT-1 family protein-like protein. Bases 31 to 2529 code for a protein of 832 amino acids. Gene Ontology annotation, biological process: endoplasmic reticulum to Golgi vesicle-mediated transport; retrograde vesicle-mediated transport, Golgi to endoplasmic reticulum; regulation of ER to Golgi vesicle-mediated transport. Gene Ontology annotation, cellular component: Dsl1/NZR complex. The record is from RefSeq and is a predicted model, not a curated record. Lineage: Eukaryota; Fungi; Ascomycota; Dothideomycetes; Pleosporales; Trematosphaeriaceae. The transcript has 7 exons.